Molecule: messenger RNA, 1023 nt
Organism: Penicillium waksmanii
Lineage: Eukaryota; Fungi; Ascomycota; Eurotiomycetes; Eurotiales; Aspergillaceae
Product: DSC4 family protein
Exons: 2
Coding region: 1-1023 (340 amino acids)
Biological process (GO): SREBP signaling pathway; protein processing
Cellular component (GO): Dsc E3 ubiquitin ligase complex
Source: RefSeq, a predicted model, not a curated record
AUGACCGACGUCGAUGCCUUUCGAGAUGCGGAGUACAUCGCUGACGUGUCCGGUAUCUCCCUCGAGGGUGACGACUCGGGGGCGCCGGGACCACUGCCAGUCAGCGGCCAGAAGAGCCGCGUGAAGAAGCUCCAGUCCGCAGCGAAAGUCGCCUUCAUCGACCGGCUCCUUCGAGACCUCGAUAUUCUCAUAUACUGUCAAUUAUCCGCCUUAUACUACAUGGAUUGCUCUUUAAUCCUAUUUGCGCUUCGUGCCAUAGUCGAACUUAUCUUCUUCUCGCCAAAAGCCCCACCCUUCGAUCCAACGCGCAACCAACCCUUCGUCGGCGCAAUAAUCGCAAGCAACCUCUUCUGCAUGAUCUUCCACGCCCUCGUAAUCAACCCCCAAGCCAGUGAAGAAACACGCGGCUAUCUCCACGGCGGUUUAUUCAUCGACUUCAUUGGCCAAACCCCCGUCCCAGCCCUACGACUCAUCUCCUUCGACAUACUAAUCUUCCUCAUCGAUUUUAUCAUGCUGGCCCUGAUAAUCGAGCGAGUGAAGACGGCAGGGCCAACCAACACACCCACAACGAACACAGAACAAACCACUACUACAAGUCCAGACUCCAAUGCCGCCCAACCUACUGCCCAAGACCACGAUGCGGAGGAGCGGGGCAUGAUGCGGGGAACAGACGAUACUGAGACGGAGGAAUCGGGAUCGGAAUCAAAUACACCAACCCCUCCGCCCGUCACGGAAAUAGACGACGAUGUAAACGAUGAACGAACAACGCUCCUCGCAGAACCAGGCGAAAGUGACGCGGUGUAUACGCGCGACGGCCACCCGCUCGAUACCUUCUCCGCAGGACAGGCCGUGGUUGUGGAUAUGGGCUUUUUGGGCACAAUACGAGAUCAAUGGAAGCAUUCGGCGACUACGCAGCGCUCGUCAGCGGGAUACGUUCCGUCACCGGAGACUGCGACGUUCUUGCGGCAGCGGUUUGGUCUGCAGGUUGGGAUUGAUGGACGAAUUGCGCGAGUGGACCGAUAG